CUUCGAGAUGCGGGAGCGCAUGGAUGCGGAGGUGCGUGGGAGACAUCCUGCCGUUGAGCAGCUGCAGGUGGUGCACGAGAGUGAACUGGCGGCCCUCAAGAGGGCGUUGCAGACGGCGCAGGAGGUGUCGGAGGGGACGUGUCGCGAGCUGCGAGAGCAGCACGAGGCGUACGAGGCACGAGCGCGGCGGGACAUGGCGGAUAUGAUGGAGCGUGUCGAGGCGCUGCGAGCCGAGCUGCAGGCCAGCAGCGACCGUCGAGAGGAGGAGCGCCGUCGCCACGAGGAGGAGGUCUGCGCGCUGCGCUCCCGCCUGCACGUGCAGGAGGAGGAGGCGCAGCAGGCCGCUGCGCGGCUGCGUUCAAGGCACGAGCAGGAGCUUACGGAGCUGCGGGCGGCGAUGGACGGCCUCCGAGCAGCGUCGGUGGGACGGCACGAGACGGAGCAAGGGCUGCUCUCCUGUGCUCUGCAGCGGCAGAUAUGUGAACUUCAGUGGGCGGAAGCGUGUUCCAAAUGCAGGUUGCAGGAGGCAGAGGGUCGACACACGUUGUUGUGUGAGGCACUGCAAGGGCGGUGGGAGGUGUGUAGUGUCAUUCACAGGGCGCUGGUGGCGGUGGCACGCGAGCUGAUUUGCCCCAGCGAAUGCUGCGACACGACACACUUCUGUCAGUGGGUUGUGGAAGGCACCUCACGCUUUGCGGAGGCGUUUACUGUGUCUGUUUACCGCCUUCUUGACGCGAAGAGUCAUUUAUUUCUGGCGUGCGGCGUGGGAUUGCGUGGACGUGCGCGGCCCGGUGUGACCGACGGGCCCUCCCCACAUGUGCCACGAGGGGAGUCGCACCGACUUAUGGCGGAUGUCGCGCCCCCUGCCGCGAGCCUCCUGCGCCGUUCCGUCUCGACGCAUGACGUGACGCGGUCAAUGGUGCGGUACUCAAAAAUGCUGAACGAGCAGCACCUCAAGAACGAUACACGACUGCAGCGGCUUGGCGCACUCGUAACGCGAGUCGAUGACUUGAUCGAGCGUGGGCGUGCUGUGUCGCGGCUGGAGCGCAGCCACAGUGAAGAGCCGUGA
Trypanosoma rangeli is the source of this 1069-nucleotide messenger RNA. RefSeq lists its product as uncharacterized. The record is from RefSeq and is a predicted model, not a curated record. The transcript has a single exon. Lineage: Eukaryota; Euglenozoa; Kinetoplastea; Trypanosomatida; Trypanosomatidae. The annotation marks the transcript as partial.